GUGAUUGUAAUUUUCGAAAUUGAUCAACGUGACCCUUAAUCGUGUCAUUAAAAGCAGAUAAAAACACCACUGCUUUUUGGUUGCUAGUAAUGACUAGAUUGCUGCUCCCAGAACUAGAAUCCAAGUCUCCAAAUAUUUAGUCAUUUUAUACAGCUUAUUUAUUUGUGCUGGAAUACGGUCAUGUCACCGUCUGUCCAGUAAACAUCGAUAACGAGGUCUGAUUCUGCAAAUAUCAUCCGUGGUGUCCUAAAUCAUCUCAGCUGUGUACACGCCACCGAACACUAGGAGCUCAGUCCCUUGGACCAGAUUCUUGCCCCUUCCAAAAUGCUGAGCAUAGGUAAUACCAGAGGGGGUGGUUCUCGAGCCUUCAAUGUUGAUACUGAAGUUUGAAACAAUAUGGUAAGUGUCAAGGUCAGCCACCCGGUUGUAGUAGAGAUGACGGAGCUCUUAUUUAAAUUCACCCUUUCUCCAGGAAAUUCAAUCCCACCCUCUACGGUGAAGCUAGAAUCAAAAAGCUUCGGAUUGCGUGUCGAGGGACAAGGAGAAACGUCAGAUUAGCGUCGGCAACGGCUUCUCCAGUAUCACUGAAGCAGUCAUGAUGAGUGCCAUCUGUUUGAAUACUCUUGGGCUAAUGGCUAUACGUUGCACGAAUGAAAGAUUAAUUUCUGGUUUUUACAUAUCAUCGGAACUAAAACAAUACAAAGAAUCUUACGAAUUUA
Messenger RNA from Ogataea polymorpha, 719 nucleotides. RefSeq lists its product as uncharacterized. The record is from RefSeq and is a predicted model, not a curated record. The transcript has a single exon. Lineage: Eukaryota; Fungi; Ascomycota; Pichiomycetes; Pichiales; Pichiaceae. Bases 397 to 558 code for a protein of 53 amino acids.